This is a messenger RNA of Vanrija pseudolonga, 1962 nucleotides long. RefSeq lists its product as uncharacterized. The transcript is spliced from 6 exons. The coding region runs from base 1 to 1962 and encodes 653 amino acids. The record is from RefSeq and is a predicted model, not a curated record. NCBI's taxonomy places the organism in Eukaryota, Fungi, Basidiomycota, Tremellomycetes, Trichosporonales, Trichosporonaceae.
AUGGCCGCUCGCCGAAGACGCCGACCAGCAGCUGCCACCUUCGCGCGGCUGGCAGCCUCCUCCCUUCUGCUCGGCCUGAACACCGUCGCUGCCGCCUCGGUGCCGCACGCGCUCACGGCGCGCGACAUCCCCGUUCCCCAACAAGCAAUCUACACCCUCCCCGUCAGCUCGCCCGUCGUGCGCUUCUCGCCCAGAAACCUCGGCACGCCGGACAUCGCGUGGAGCCUCACGUUCCCCGCGAGCCUGAACAGCAACAGCACGUCUGGCCCACUCGGUCUCGGAGAAGCGGCGUGCUCCACCUCGCUUGGGAACAGGAGCGCCAACAUCGACAUCCAGUUCGUCGGCACGGGCAUCAGCAUCAUCGGCGUCGGCGGGCCCAACGACAUUGUCGUGUGGGGAUGCGACACGUCGUCCUCGGCCGCGUCGACCAUGGGCCUCACCUCGACCAUGUUCGCGCCGCCCACCCUGGCCGGGGGGUCCGCCGUGCCCCCCUCCACGACGGCGACGCCCAUGGUCAUGACGAUGAACGGCAUACCCAUGACCAUGGCGUCCGUGGGCCCCAAUCUCGGAACGACAUCGCUGGGAGAACUCGCGUUCGCGCGCAAUCUCGCCUGGGGCCUGCACUCGUGUUCGCUGAGCGUCGUGUCGACCAGUCCCCAGAUCACGGUCCUCGAGGUGCUAAUUACGACCGGCGUGCAGGGCACCUCCAAGAACAGGGUCUUUGCCGUCGACGCAACCGGCAUGGCGUCCAGUAGUUUCAUGAGCGCAGACGGACAACCAUGGGAGGUUUACACGCCACAGCAGCAACCGGUGUCAGAGGACUGGUUGGCAUUCCAACCUCCUCAAGGCUACAAGGUCCUGCGCUCCAAGGUGAAAGGACAGUUUCUGCACUUCAAAAUCCCGGCUGGGACGACGUUUUUCGAGAUUUACGGCUCGAUCGGCUUUGGUUUCUCAGACUACACGCUCACCAUCUCGCCCGUGCCCCCAUUCAACCCGGGAGCCAGUUACACCGCCAACUCACCAUACUAUGCCCCAUGGCAGUUAUUGGGAUUCGCCGUGCUUGACCCCAAUGUAUCAGAUUACAUGAUCAUGAUUGAAGUCAGCUCGAAUGCCUGGAUCGAAAUCUACGGCGUUGAGUACAUGACCGACCACAGCACACCCUCCAACGGUACCAACAGUACCACGCACACCACCUCAAUCAGCGCACCUCAUGCUGCGUCGGUAGAGGCAGGCACCAUCCGCCUGCAUGCCGGCGAGCUCGCCGGAGUGAUCGUCGGUACCUUCGUCGGGGCUGUAGCGCUCUGCGUAGCUGUCGGUUGGUUCCUCUUCGGCCGGUACAAGAAGCAACCGCCGCCCGCCUCGCCGUUCAUGGUCGACACGCAACACGCACACUCUGACCCCAACCUUGUGCCGUACCACAACUCGCGCACGACGCUCGACCUCGGCACGACCAACGUGACCAACACGACGGGGCACACCAGCCUGCUGGGCAAUACGAGCGACCAAGCGCGGGACUCGAUGGUGACCCCGACUAUCGCGACGCUCGACACGCGCGCGCAGAGCAACGCCUCGGCGGUGGAUACGCGCCAGCAGCAGCAGCAGCAGCAGCAGCUGGUGGACGCGACGAGCGAGGCGACGAGCUCGCGCGACAGCACGGGCCACAAGAGCUGGGAGCAGCGCCGCUCGUCCUCGCUGCUCCACGUGCAGAAUGAGACGGGGUCGGGGUACGGCGCGGAGCUGAUCGUCCCCCGCGCCCGCAGGCCGCUGCCUGUCCCCGAGGUGCGCGUACGUUCCGGCAGCGCGGCGCCCCCGCCGCUGCCCAUCCCCAUCCAGGAGGUUGACUCGGGCGCGAAUGUCAUCCUCGAGUUUGGACGCCCACCGGUCGUCGAGCGCGUGCCCCCCGCUUACGACCCGUCCCGCCCGCGCGGGAACAACGCGCGCAACAGCCAGAGCACGUUGUAG